AUGAUGGAUGGUGUGCUUUUGGAUAAUGAAAUCAUAGAUUGGUCGAGAAGGAAGAAAAGAAGUUGUCUCUUGCUUAGGGUGGAUUUUGAAAAGGCGUAUGAUUCCGUUUCUUGGCAAUACCUUAGAGAAACGAUGAUUGGGAUGGGGUUUGGCAAUAGGUGGAUGCGGUGGAUGGAUGCUUGCAUUUUCAACAAUCACAUGUCCGUGUUGGUCAAUGGAAGUGCAACUAAAGAGUUUAAGGUUCAAAAAGGUUUAAGACAAGGAGACCCGUUGUCUCCGUUUCUUUUUGUCCUAGCUAUGGAAGGUUUAACCGCUCUCGUGAAGAAGUCGGUAGAGGUGGGGAACUUCAAACCCUUCAUGUAUGGGGAUAAUGAUGGUGUAGACAUUCUUCAAUUUGCGGAUGAUACUAUUAUUAUAGGCGAAGUGUCUUGCGACAACAUUUGGAACAUGAAGGUGAUUUUAAGAGGUUUGAAUUGGUUUCCGGGUUGA
This is a messenger RNA of Vicia villosa (hairy vetch), 489 nucleotides long. Its product is annotated as secreted RxLR effector protein 78-like. Lineage: Eukaryota; Viridiplantae; Streptophyta; Magnoliopsida; Fabales; Fabaceae. The record is from RefSeq and is a predicted model, not a curated record. The transcript has a single exon. Bases 1 to 489 code for a protein of 162 amino acids.